AUGAAAUUUCUAUUACCAACAUUUAUCAUAUUCAUUUACACUUUAUUGGUUUCUGCCUUGCCAACAAAAGAAGGAUCAGAUCCUAAAGCAGCCAAAAAAUACUUGGUUUCUGAUUUACCUGGAUUACAUGAUAAUAUAACUCCUGAUGAUUCCAUACCUUUAAUGUUUGCUGGACAACUAGAAAUAUAUCCUGAAUCCAACACUCAUUAUUUUUUUUGGAAAUUUAGUGAUCUGAACCAAGAAACAAUUACUAAUAGAACUAUAUUUUGGCUUAAUGGUGGGCCAGGUUGUUCGUCUAUGGAUGGAGCAUUAUUGGAAACUGGACCUUUCAGAAUAAAUUCACAACAACAAGUCAUUAGUAAUAAUGGAUCAUGGCAUAAACUGGGUGAUAUUAUCUAUGUUGAUCAACCUGCUGGUACUGGAUUCAGUUAUUCUGAUACCUAUAUCACUGAUUUGGAUCAAGUGGCUAAUUAUUUUUUAAAAUUUAUGGAAGCCUAUUAUGAAUUAUUCCCUCAAGAAAUAAACAAUGAAAUUUAUUUUGCUGGUGAAAGUUAUGCUGGUCAAUAUAUUCCUUAUAUUGCUAAUGCUAUAUUACAAAGAAAUAAAAAAUUACAUGAAGGUGAACAAAAAUAUGAUUUACGUGGAGUUUUAAUUGGUAAUGGUUGGGUUUCUCCUAAUGAACAAAGUUUAUCUUAUUUACCAUUUUUCAAAGAUCAUGGAUUAAUUGAUAUUCAUCAUCCUAAAUGGGCCACAUUAUUAGCUAAACAUGAACAAUGUCAAAAAAUCGUUAAUAAAAUAGAUUCUACAUUUGAUGAUGGUACAGUUCAUUAUUAUGAAGUCAGUUCUUCUACUUGUGAAGCUAUUUUGACUGAUUUAUUGGAAUACACUCAAGAUACAGCUAAUGACAAGAACCAACAAUGUAUUAACAUGUAUGAUUAUACAUUACGUGAUUCUUAUCCUUCAUGUGGUAUGAAUUGGCCUAAUGAAUUGGUAAAUGUGGGACCAUUUCUAAGACAAGAAAAAGUUAUGCAUCAAUUGAAUUUAAUCAAUUUAAAAAAAUGGAAUGAAUGUAAUGGUAAAGUUGGUCGUACAUUUCAAGCAAGACAUUCUAUUCCUUCAGUACAUCUUUUACCUGAAUUGGCCAAAGAAAUCCCCGUUAUGUUAUUUAAUGGUGCUAAUGAUAUUAUUUGUAAUUCUCAAGGUGUUUUGUCAUACUUGCAAAAAUUACAAUGGAAUGGUGAAACUGGAUUUAUCAAUAAAGAUAAUCAAAUAAGUUGGGUUUAUGAUAAUAAAGAAGUUGGUUAUAUGUUAUGGGAAAGAAAUAUUUCAUUUAUCAAUAUUUAUAAUUCAUCACAUAUGGUACCAUAUGAUUUACCCGAUGUGUCAAGAGCAUUAAUUGAUUUAAUAACAGGUGAAUAUGAUGAAAAAGACGUUGACGGUAAGAAAUCAUUUGUCACGUAUCCAUUAGGAUCUAGAAAAGAAAAUGAUGAAUCUAAGAAUCCUGUUGAAAGUCCUUCACAAACUAUAGAUCCAAUAAUAUCAUCAUCAUCAUCAUCGGUUGAGUCUUCCUUAUCUAGCAGUUCAGCAUCUGCUACUGAUUCUGAUAGCACCAGUAGUAAAUUUACGAGAUUAAUCCAAUUAGCAGUAAUUCUUGUGAUAUUCUGGGGGGUUUAUGUGCUUUAUGCAUCUUAUAAAUCAAGACCAUCAUCAAUAAUCAAAAAACCUACAAAUAAUACCAGUAAUAUCACUCGUUCAUCAACUGGUAAGAAAAAGAAUGUCCAAUGGGCCGAUCAAUUGAAUCAAUUUGAAGAUGAUGAAAGAAAUCAAGAAUCCAAUCAAGGAAUCAUUGCUAAAGCAAUUGGUAAAAUCACUGGAUCAAAAGAUACAAGAGGUAGAUAUGCUCCUGUUCACCGAGAAAAUGAUAAUGAAUACAUAGAUGAUAUUGAGUUGGGUGAAGGUAUAAGUGACCCCAAUGUGGAUGAGUUUAUAAUUGGAAGUGAUGAUGAUGAUGAAGAAGAACAACCACGUUCAGAUCCUGCUACACAUAAGUCAGUGAGUUAG
This is a messenger RNA of Candida dubliniensis CD36, 2061 nucleotides long. Its product is annotated as serine-type carboxypeptidase. Gene Ontology annotation, molecular function: serine-type carboxypeptidase activity. Bases 1 to 2061 code for a protein of 686 amino acids. Gene Ontology annotation, biological process: apoptotic process; proteolysis. Gene Ontology annotation, cellular component: trans-Golgi network. Lineage: Eukaryota; Fungi; Ascomycota; Pichiomycetes; Serinales; Debaryomycetaceae. The record is from RefSeq and is a predicted model, not a curated record. The transcript has a single exon.